This is a messenger RNA of Trachymyrmex cornetzi, 3420 nucleotides long. RefSeq names its product Hepatocyte nuclear factor 4 (gene Hnf4). The record is from RefSeq and is a predicted model, not a curated record. Lineage: Eukaryota; Metazoa; Arthropoda; Insecta; Hymenoptera; Formicidae. Gene Ontology annotation, molecular function: zinc ion binding; RNA polymerase II cis-regulatory region sequence-specific DNA binding; DNA-binding transcription factor activity. The coding region runs from base 610 to 2061 and encodes 483 amino acids. Gene Ontology annotation, biological process: regulation of DNA-templated transcription. The transcript has 7 exons.
CAAAUUUAGGUUCUAUCGCGAUUUGUGCCUUCUAAUUCAAAUUUUACUUGUGCUGGAUUGAAUUAAUUUAAUACGCGCGCGAUUGAGCACGAUAGAUCGAUAUUGCCGGGUGUGUACGGGCGCGCACAAGAGUGUUUAAAUCACGCAUCGAUUUGCUGCUUCUCAUCCCUUCCGCUCGUGGUGCUUGUUUUCUAAUCUCACCGAAAGCACGACGAUUAAACGACGGGUCGCAGAUAACGCGGAGACGCGAUCGCGCCGCGGUAACACACGCGAUAUUUCCAAAAUAGCUGAGACGGUAGCCGCGUCACGCCGGUGAGAGAGAGAGAGAGAGAGAGAGAGAGCGAGCGGCACGAAGUAAGGCGCGAAGUACGGCUCAACCCCCUGCGCGUGUGAAGCGCCGAGCGCAUCAGCCGGACGCGCGUUUGCGCCUAACUUCAGGCGUAACCGCGGCGCGCGCCAGCGGGCGCUAUGAUUCGCGAUUCGCGUUGACGAACGGUUCCGGUCUUGAACGAUAUCCGAGAUAUCCGCGCGACCUUUAUAUCGAUCUUUAUCAGCCUUGAUAGUUGAUGGUGCAACGGGGCAAGUGGUGGGGGCAAUCCCGACCUUGACAUGGAGGGCCACGACGUCCAUGAACUGGUGGUUGUCAAGGACAGCGUGAUCGUCAGGGGCGGACAUCCGCCGCUUUGUUCCUCCUCGAACGGUGACGCAGAUAUGGGCAUGGGAGCAGGUGCAGCGGGUGGUCCUGUCCUGGCUCUUCCCGGUCCAGGAGUCAAUGCCGCCCUUUCACAAACAUGCGCCAUAUGUAGCGAUCGCGCCACGGGGAAGCAUUAUGGCGCUGCAUCUUGCGAUGGCUGUAAGGGUUUCUUCCGCCGAUCUGUCAGAAAAAAUCAUCAGUACACAUGCAGAUUUCAAAGGAAGUGUCCGAUUGACAGGGAUAAGCGAAAUCAAUGCAGGUACUGUCGAUUACGGAAAUGCUUCAGAGCCGGCAUGAAGAAAGAGGCCGUACAAAACGAAAGGGACCGGAUAAGUUGUCGACGACCUAGCAACGAAGAUCCGCCUGAUAAGAAUAAGGGCCCGUCGAAAGAGGACGUAGUGAAGGCGGAUGCACGCGCCGAAAUGCUCAGCAAGCAUGUUGGCGGGUUAGAGCUUCAGCAGCCAGACAGUCCGAACGGCGAAAUUGAUCUCAGCACGAAACGAAUAGCUGGGAUAAACGACGUGUGCGAUAGCAUGAGGGAACAACUAUUGAUCCUGAUCGAGUGGGCCAAGUGCUUCGACGAAUUCAAAGCGCUGUCAUUAGAUGACCAAGUAGCGUUGCUGAGGGCCCACGCGGGCGAGCACCUGUUGCUGGGGGUGGCUAGGCGUAGUAGGAACUUUACGGACGUGCUACUACUCGGCAACGAUUGCAUCAUUAUGAGGAAUUGUCCUGUAAUAUCGUUGCAAUUUGUAGAAGGAAGCAACCAGCAGGACAACCUGGACAUCAGUAAGGUGGGCAUCAGGGUGAUGGACGAGCUGGUGAAACCGUUUCAGAAGAUCAAGAUCGACGACACGGAGUUCGCUUUUCUCAAAGCCAUUGUGUUCUUUGAUCCGAACGCGAAAGGAUUGAGUGAUCAGAAGACAGUUCGAGAGCUGCGCCACAACAUUCAGAUAAAGCUCGAGAAUCACAUCAGCGAUCACCGCUGCGAUUUACCAGGUCACUUCGGCGAUAUUUUAUUGAUGUUACCAGCUCUGCAAUCGAUCUCAUGGCAGAUGGUCGAGCAGAUCCAGUUCGUCAGGCUGUUCGGGGUAGCACAUAUCGAUAAUCUACUUCAGGAAAUAUUCCUGGGCGGUACCACGUCGGAGAUGAACGGCACUGCUACCCCUUUACCGAUCUCGAACACCGCGUCGGGCAGUUACAUGAGCAGCAACGAGAGUCCCAGCAGCCCCUUGACGCCGGCGAACACUGGUGACUUGAGCCCGCAAACCGAUCAGAUGCCUGUCAUGAUUCUGAGGGAUCUCACGCCGAACCAGGACUUCAGAUACUUUAAGCAGGAGCCCAGCCUCGAGCCCGAGACCAGCUUCUGACUAGUUUGGUAACUGAGCUCACCGUUGGAUAGCCAACGACGUUCUGCUCAAAAAUUGUUGCUCAAUUAACAAAACAGCUCGUAUUAUGUUAGUCGAAUCAAAUGUGAUUGUUGAUCCGAAAAAUAAGAUGAAGUGAAAGAGACGAAAGAUCGAUAUAUGUUGUGCAACAUGUGAGAGGAUUUAGCGCGAAAAUAUCCAGAUUUAUAUGAUUGUAAUUUAACGGCGCGGCAGUGAUCACAUUUUCUAGUUGUGGUUCACGAUUGGCCAAAGCCUGCUCACUUGUAUAGAUAACGAUUGAUCGCUAAUCAAGAUGAAUGUGAUAAUUGGAUAAGCGAUAAAAUCGUGUCUUGCCACUAUUUUACUUGCUAUUACCACUGUCGCGACAGUAUUCGGAUCAUUUCUAAAAGGCCAGAAAACGAGGAUAAUACGUGUACUGCAAUAAUAAUCGUGCAGUUGACAAUAAUAAUCCCUAGGUAGCAUUGAACAUUUCCAAUCAGCCAAGUAUGCUGAAACAGCUUUAUCAAAGUAUCAAAUUUUGUCAGCCGAAAGAUUACAAACCUGAUGUAGAAUUAUAUGUUACAUCAGAUGCUCGCGUUGUGCGACAUCAAAAUGCCACAAAAAAAUGUAAUUGUAAUAUUGCUGAAAUGUUCCAUGCUAUCUCGAUCAUUAGCAACUAAUUUGGAGCAGGGAUUGAAACCGAUGCAAUUGAGAUGGGUUUCUGUUUGCAAAAAGUAUGCAAAAGGAAGGAUUCCUUGCUUUAUCAUAAUUGAUAUAGCUUUUUUAUUAUGUAACUAAUAUUAAUAAGGAUCGAUUUUCUGUGUUUUACGAUGUCGAAACUCGUAUUCACCGAAAUAAGGUCGGUUUCGAACCCUGAUUUAGAGAAUAGAAAAUAAGGUCAUAUCCGAUUAUUAUAUUUUUAUACAUAGAAUUAAGUUUGCAAAUCGAGUUAAGUAGACGGAAAUAAUAGGAAACAUCAAGCAUUGACGUAAUGAGAAAAAAUAAUAUUUUUUUUUCUACUAUUCUGUUCAGUUCGAAUUGGAUGAACAGCGUUGUAAUUCGUGAUGUAAUGUAAAUAGCAUGAUGCAGCAACGUAUAAUAAUAUGUAUAACAUUCCAAGUAUAGAGAUAUCGAAGCAAACGUUAUAGAUAGUCUUAAAAUAGUUGAUGGGACGCGCUAACGUAAUCAUCGAAUGCGGGUCCCCUGCAAAAUGAAAAGUGCGCCAUUGCAAUGCAAUUUAUCGUUAGUAGCAGUAGUGAUGAGGAGUGUACAGAUGUCGGCCAUUUUGUGUGUGCAAAUGUCGAGCGGUAAGCCGGCACGACGGCCUAAUAAAAAAAAUGGCUAGUGCAUCUUGGGUAUCUU